Xyrauchen texanus (razorback sucker) is the source of this 1741-nucleotide messenger RNA. RefSeq names its product organic solute transporter subunit alpha-like. Gene Ontology annotation, biological process: transport. The coding region runs from base 160 to 1182 and encodes 340 amino acids. The record is from RefSeq and is a predicted model, not a curated record. The transcript has 8 exons. Gene Ontology annotation, molecular function: transporter activity. Lineage: Eukaryota; Metazoa; Chordata; Actinopteri; Cypriniformes; Catostomidae.
CACUGGUAACUUUAUUGCAGUUCAGACUCAGAAUUCACUAAUCACCAAUCUAGUAUCUCCACAGUCACUUUCAUGACUGCUGAAAGAACCCGGUGGUUUGGACAUUCGGGUUUCCACUGAUUUACUUUUGGAUCUUGUAAAUAAACAGCUAUUGUGAAGAUGGACGGGUCCAAUCACACACUUUUUGAUCCGAGAUGCAGACAUGAUCCUCCCUACGCAAUCGAUGUUAUUAUGCAGCUGGACAUCUUUGGCAUAGUUCUCUUCUCUGUGUUGACUAUAAUGGCCACAAUGUCCAUGCUGGUUUUCAUUGAAGAAUGCAUAUACAUCUAUAAGAAAGUACCCGCAAACAAGAAAAGUUUAAUCAUAUGGGUAACUGGAGCAGCACCGGUCAUUGCUACCAUGUCUUGCUUGGGCAUGUGGGUUCCAAGAGCCACGAUGUUCACUGACAUGACAUCAACCACAUACUUUGCAAUAGUGAUCUUUAAGUUCCUGAUUCUUAUGAUUGAAGAGGUCGGAGGGGAUGAUGCACUUCUUCAACGCUCUGAGAAAAAGUCAUUUAAGAUCAGCACAGGACCCUGUUGCUGCUGCUGCCCAUGUCUGCCAGAUGUUGCUGUCACACGACGAUCUCUGUUUAUAUUGAAACUGGGGUCCUUCCAGUUUGCUCUGUUAAAAUGUAUCUUGACCAUCCUUUCGAUUGUCCUCUGGACCAACGGUAACUUCAAUGUAGCUGAUGUGGCGAUGAAUGGAGGAGCCAUAUGGAUAAACUGUUUUCUAGGCUUUGUCCUUGUUGUUGCACUUUGGCCUGUUGCAAUCAUGUUCAUGCAUGUGCGAGUGUCAAUACACACCCUUAAAAUCAUCCCUAAAUAUGCCAUGUAUCAGUUGGUGCUGAUUCUCAGCCAGCUGCAAAGUGCCAUCAUCAACAUAUUGGCAAUCAAUGGCAUUAUUACCUGCGCUCCACCCUACACCUCCCAGGCCCGUGGAUACUUGAUGAGUCAGCAACUGUUGAUCGUAGAGAUGUUCAUCAUUACAUUAGUGACUCGGAUUUUAUAUAGACGACAUUAUGACCCUAUACCAGAAGAGGAUGGCGACGAGGAGACAAAGAGUGCCCUUUCCUCAAAAAAAAAAAAGCAGUGGAUAUUGCAUGAGAAGAACAAACUGUUGCAUGUGAAUGAGACUAUAUAAUAUAUUGGAGGACAUUGUUGUACAAAGUAAGUGGUGAACAAUGAUGGUUAUUAUCUUUUGUAUUUUCUUUAUUAAUCAGUGUAUAAGGCCACUAUAAUCUUGUAUUAAAUAGACUGUUCCAAAUCUGUUCUUUUAUUGACAUUACUGGAAGUUAAUGGGUCACAGAAUUUGAGUGUUAAGUCAGUCAUGACUUUGAAGGUGCUGAUAUUGAUAUUUACACUUCAUAAAACUCAAAUUAUCAAUUUGUAUUGAGCACACUGCAACAUCCGAGCUAGUGGAAUGUUUUUGUUUCUUACAGUGUAACUUCCCUAUGAUGCUUGACCAUCAGUAUUGUUUUUUUGUUGUUGGUAUUGUUUCUUGUUGAUGGGACAGCAUUGAGUAAUCAUAGUCCAAAUUCCUAAUGAGAUAAAGUCAUUUAUAUUGGUUAACGAUACAUAGGGACUUUUGGAAUUGCAAAAAGGUUAAAUGGGAUUAAUGUAUGGUGCUCUGUGUUACCUUUUAUAAUAUCUGUCAUUUCAAACUAUUUAAUACAGAUUUGUCCAAUAAAAAUGUAUUUCGU